UCCGGUGCCGGGUGGGCAGAACCAGCGGGUGCUGAUUACGGGCGACGCUGUUCCGCUGCUGCUUUCUCCUCGCCUCCCCCUCCCUGUCUCCCCGCCCUCCCCUUGCAGAGUAGCGGGACCGGCCUUGAUGUAGGGACACCACCCUCCGCCUCUCUCCGCCCUAGCUCGGGACUCCGGCUCACCGCAGCCCGCUGCGCGCCCGCGUCUCCACCCUGCCAGCCGCGCUCUGCUCCCAGCCCAUUGUAUCCUCCCCAUCCCCGGGCUCAGACUCCGAGGCCAGGCCGUGGCGGGAAGAUCGGGGACCUCUGUGCAUCCCUCCAGCCGGUCCCGCGAGUCGGGGCCCCUCCCCCGCUUGCCGUCCUUGCAACGGUGCGGUAGCUGCGAGGGCGCCCUUCCCUUUCUGCUAAGGCUGAGACGGCCGACUGGCGGGCAGCAGGGACGUACCCCCCUCCCCCAGCCCCAGCGGCGAGCACCCCCCCACACACCCGUCCCCUUCCUGGGGGAAGGAGAGCCGAAGCCCGAGCGAGCCGAGGCAGGAAAAGGCAGCCGUGGACUGCCCGGCUCGCAGAUCAUUUUUAUUAUCGAGAUCAUUAUUAAAAGGGGGCGGGGAGCCCAGGAUGCGGGGGAGGGGGCUAGAGACGCAGCUAUUUUUAUUAAACAGAUUAUUCCUGAAAUAAUACGCGCAAGAUGGCUGAAGGUGGCUGUGAUGAGAGUGUUGGGGGGUUUUUUCUUCCUUUUUUUGAUCUGAGGAUAAAGCUCUGAGACGACAGCCGCUGCGGAGACCCUGCCCGGAGUGCCCUCCCCAGAUGAGAAGCAGCGGGCGGACAAACGGACCUACCGACGGAGCAACUGGCGCGGGCCCGCCCCGGACGCGUCGCCUGGGCAGCAGCCGGGGGCCGCGGGCGCUCGCCUUUCUCCGACUUCUUCCAAUUCUAAUCUUUUUUUAUAUUUUGGAAAGAACCGGGGUGGGUGGAGCAGAGGUGGAGAGAAAUCGGGACUUGGCAUUUUCUCCCUUCUCUCUCUCCUAAUUUGAGGGAGGCUGCCAGCCCUCUCCUUAAAAAAAAAAUCCCACCACAAAAAAAAAAACAAAACAAAACAGAGAGAGAGAUAUAGAAAGAACGCUGCAGGACCCUCCAGCGAGCACGCUCGAACCCCCGGCCGCCACCGCGGCGGCCGCCGGGAGCCCAAGAUGGCUGGGCGCUGAGGGAGGCAGUCCGGCUCGGCUAGCUUGGCCCGGCCCCGCCGCCGCGGGCUGGCUCCGACCGCAGCCCCGAAGGCCGGAGGAGAGGCCGAGAAGAAAAGAAAGUGGGGGGGGAGGGGGGCCGGGGUGGCGAAGGGGGAGGGCCGGGGGGGAGGGGAGGGCCGGGAGCCGAGCCUCCUGUUCAUUAGCAGUUGAGAAAAAUUCCUUUCUAGUUUGAUCAAUCCUUGUUUUCCUCGGCAGAGCCGGGGCGCCCGCCCAGCGCGGAGACGGAGAGCGGGGUCUCUCGCGGCGGGGGCGCCCGGCGCCGGGCCUCGGGGGAGCGCAGAAGUAGCGACGAGGGGGUCAGGCCGGAGCACCGACGGGGCUUCUUCUCCCUCCCUUUCUGUGCCCCGGAGUCGGCCCGCCUGCGCCCCGCAGCCCGCACCCGCAGACGGCCGGCCAGCCGGGGGGCGCCCGCGCCGCGGCCCGGGGACCGGCUUGCCUCUCCCGCCUGGUCCGGAUCUAGCAGUCCUUGGCGCGGCCGCACUCGCUUCUCCGGCCUCUCCGACCCUGGACGAGGCGAGGGAGGCGCAGCGCCGGCGAGCCAGGAGAGAGCCACCAUUGCCGCUGCCGUCGCUGGAAGAAGUGUGCGGCUCCCGGGCUCUGUCCGCCUUGGGGCGCGCCCCAAUGUCAGCCUCGGGGCCGAGUGCAGGCCGUGGGCCGCCGCUGCCCUAGCCGCGCCGACCGGGAGGCGGCCUCUUAUAUGGAAUUUGGACCCCGGCACUCCCCUCCAGGGCUGGUGCCCCGGCCGCGGCCCUGGCGCAGUCCGCCGUCUCCCGCUAGGCGCUCGGCAGGAGGAGGAGGAGACGCAGCCGGCUGCGCGCGCUGCGUGAGGACCGAGGCUCCCUCCUCUGGGGGGCGGGCGCGCGGAAGGCGCUGGUGACUGAGCGACUCUCGGGGCCGCCGGGGCCCGGAGCUCGGGGCUUGGUGGGCCUGUAGUGGCACCGGACGGACCCCCAGGGUUGGGGAGUUGGGGAGACCUGCCCGGGCCCCCUGCCCGCAGCCGCUAUGGCGGAGAAUUGGAAGAACUGCUUCGAGGAGGAGCUCAUCUGCCCCAUCUGCCUCCAUGUCUUCGUGGAGCCGGUGCAAUUGCCGUGCAAACACAACUUCUGUCGGGGCUGCAUUGGCGAGGCGUGGGCCAAGGACAGCGGCCUGGUGCGCUGCCCAGAGUGCAACCAGGCCUACAACCAGAAGCCGGGCCUGGAGAAGAACCUGAAGCUCACCAACAUCGUGGAGAAGUUCAACGCCCUGCACGUGGAGAAGCCGCCGGCGGCGCUGCACUGCGUGUUCUGCCGCCGUGGCCCCCCGCUGCCGGCGCAGAAGGUCUGCCUGCGCUGCGAGGCUCCCUGCUGCCAGUCCCACGUGCAGACGCACCUGCAGCAGCCCUCCACCGCCCGCGGGCACCUCCUGGUGGAGGCGGACGACGUGCGGGCCUGGAGCUGCCCGCAACACAACGCCUACCGCCUUUACCACUGCGAGGCCGAGCAGGUGGCCGUGUGCCAGUACUGCUGCUACUACAGCGGUGCGCAUCAGGGACACUCGGUGUGCGACGUGGAGAUCCGGAGGAAUGAGAUCCGGAAGAUGCUGAUGAAGCAGCAGGACCGGCUGGAGGAGCGAGAGCAGGACAUUGAGGACCAACUGUACAAACUCGAGUCAGACAAGCGCCUGGUGGAGGAGAAGGUGAGCCAGCUGAAGGAGGAAGUGCGGCUGCAGUACGAGAAGCUGCACCAGCUGCUGGACGAGGACCUGCGGCAGACGGUGGAGGUCCUGGACAAGGCCCAGGCCAAGUUCUGCAGCGAGAACGCAGCGCAGGCGCUGCAUCUCGGGGAGCGCAUGCAGGAGGCCAAGAAGCUGCUGGGCUCCCUGCAGCUGCUCUUCGACAAGACGGAGGACGUCAGCUUCAUGAAGAACACCAAGUCUGUGAAAAUCCUAAUGGACAGGACCCAGACCUGCACAGGCAGCAGCCUUUCUCCCCCUAAGAUCGGCCACUUGAACUCCAAGCUCUUCCUGAACGAGGUGGCCAAGAAGGAGAAGCAGCUACGGAAGAUGCUAGAAGGCCCCUUCAGCACACCGGUGCCCUUCCUGCAGAGCGUCCCCCUGUACCCUUGUGGUGUGAGCAGCUCUGGGGCGGAAAAGCGCAAGCACUCGACGGCCUUCCCUGAGGCCAGUUUCCUAGAGACGUCGUCGGGCCCCGUGGGCAGCCAGUAUGGGGCAGCGAGCACAGCCAGCGGCGAGGGCCAGUCAGGGCAGCCCCUGGGCCCCUGCAGCUCCACGCAGCACUUGGUGGCCCUGCCGGGCGGCGCCCAACCAGUGCACUCAAGUCCUGUGUUCCCCCCAUCGCAGUAUCCCAAUGGCUCCGCCGCCCAGCAGCCCAUGCUCCCCCAGUAUGGGGGCCGCAAGAUUCUCGUCUGUUCUGUGGACAACUGUUACUGUUCUUCCGUGGCCAACCAUGGCGGCCACCAGCCCUACCCCCGCUCCGGCCACUUCCCCUGGACAGUGCCCUCACAGGAGUACUCACACGCGCUCCCGCCCACACCUUCCGUCCCCCAGUCCCUUCCCAGCCUGGCGGUCAGAGACUGGCUCGACGCCUCCCAGCAGCCUGGCCACCAGGAUUUCUACAGGGUGUACGGGCAGCCGUCCACCAAACACUACGUGACGAGCUAACGCUACGCGGGCGGUGGGGCGCUGGGGAGUCUUCCCCCUCAGCCCCCAGUGGCUCGGGAAUGACGCAUCCAGAGACCUGCCCUUCUACCUUCCUGUCCUCCCUCCCUUCCUCCUUCAUUUCCCCAAGUCUUUUCCUUUUGGAUUUUGUUUUGUUUGGGGCUUGUUUUGAUUUUUUUUUUAUUACGAAUCUCCUGGACUCUGAGGUGACAGUGGGAGCUGGCCUGGGCCGGGGCUGCAGGUGGCUCUGGAGUUGGGAAAGCGUCUACCUCAAGGCGCUGAGCUCUCUCUCUGUCUCUCCUUUUUUCUUCCACUCCUUCCCCUACCCACCCCCGUGGCUGGAAGGAGCCUCAGCUUCCCCUAAAGCCUUGGGGGUAGCGGCAGUUUCCAACCCUCCUCAGCCAGCCCUGGGAGGAGGGACCAGUGCCCACUGGCCUGCUUCUCCUCUUCUUUUUCUUUUGGGCAGUUUGAUCACUGACUAAAUAAGGAAUGACCUGUAGAUUGUGGGGCUUUUUUUUUUUUUUUUUAAUUUUUUUUAAAACCAAGAAUGAUUUCUCCUGCUUCCUUCUCACCAUCCUCCCAGACGGAGUUCAAAGGCCACUUCUCAAGCAGCUUUGGCACCUUCAGCCUCAGAAUGGAAUCUUAAAGACAGGAACCCCCAUGUCCAGGAAAGGGGAAAGGAACCUUGCCAAUGAUAGUGACCACAGCAGAAGCAAAUAAUAAUAAUAUUAAUAAUAAUAAAGAGAAAUAAAAGAAAUAAUAAAAAAAAAAUCCAUAGCACAGCCCUUGUUGAGGUCAGCGGGAGAGGAGGGGCUGCCGGGAGUUGGGUCCUUGCCUGGAUUUUGACACAGCGACUUCCUGUAGUGAGCACUUUGUAUGAAUCGUGGACUUCCUGUUCUCAAGGCGCAGGUAUUUAUUCUGUAAUCUGUCUAGAGCACACACCGAAAUCCAACCUUCUAAUAAACAUAAUGGCGCAGUCCCA
Molecule: messenger RNA, 4883 nt
Organism: Balaenoptera musculus (blue whale)
Lineage: Eukaryota; Metazoa; Chordata; Mammalia; Artiodactyla; Balaenopteridae
Gene: TRIM8
Product: tripartite motif containing 8
Exons: 7
Coding region: 2249-3904 (551 amino acids)
Source: RefSeq, a predicted model, not a curated record